This is a messenger RNA of Arabidopsis lyrata subsp. lyrata, 961 nucleotides long. RefSeq lists its product as uncharacterized. Lineage: Eukaryota; Viridiplantae; Streptophyta; Magnoliopsida; Brassicales; Brassicaceae. The transcript has a single exon. The record is from RefSeq and is a predicted model, not a curated record. Bases 863 to 961 code for a protein of 32 amino acids.
UGGCUAAGGAAAUUAUUCAUUUAUAUGUAUGAAUGAGAUAGUGAAAGAUUGAGAAAAAGGACCGUUAGAAUUUUAAUUAGGUACCGGAAAUGCCCCUUAAGGAACUGCCAAAAACCGAAUACUACCGUUACACUGUUUUGCUGGUAAAUAAUGCUUUUUCUAACUUUACACAUCAGAGAGUCACAGAUUCUUUUAAUGCAUUAGUUACGUUUUGUGCAGUGCAUGUCUUCUCUUCCUUCAAGCUUCUUGAAUUUAGUUACUCUUUAAUUAAAGGGCACAGAAAAAAUAGAGGCAAGGAUUCUUAUAGUAGCCAAGUGUUUGAUUUAUCUAUAAGUGUUCCCAAUUCUUCUUCUUUUCAGUUUUCACGUCCAUUAUUCAUUUUUUUUAUGUCAAAUGUGUUUUCUUUCUACCUAGUACAUGUGUAUGACUCAUUCUCAUAUACAAAAGUCAAGAAAAAAAGUUAGGAUAAUAUAUUUGAUGAUCGAUUAAGAAGACUAGACCAUAAUGAAAGCAAAACUAGGUAAAAGGAUAAAAGAAAACGUUACGAUUGUGUGAAAAUAACUUGUUUCGAAAAGGAAAAUGAACCAAUAACUUAACAUCUCUUUUGCUUUACUUUCUUUUCUUUUUCACUUUGAAAUUUUUCAUUUUAUUAAAAAAUUUUAUCUUUGGUUCUGAAUAAUAAUGACAUUGGGCAAAAUAAAAUAUAAAUAAAUAAAUAAAUAACAUUGAGCCAAGAGAUGGGUCCAAAACAGUGCAGAUGUAAAAAGAGUAGCUAACUGGGACACCCACGUGCGACCCAAGAAGGACCAAAAUGGGGUCACAUAUUUGGAUUUAGGACAUAAACAAUACAAAAAAAUUAACAAUGCUUUUGUUAACAGACAUACCUCUCUGGUCUCUUUCACCUGUUGACUGCUACAAGCUCCAAAAACGGUGCCGUUACAUGGCUGUGGUGGUCGAUUGA